Molecule: messenger RNA, 198 nt
Organism: Paramuricea clavata
Lineage: Eukaryota; Metazoa; Cnidaria; Anthozoa; Malacalcyonacea; Plexauridae
Source: the annotation of a GenBank genome assembly
AUGGAGCGCAUAGUUCACAGACAAGUGUACGAGUACUUACAAGAGCAUGAUCUAAUCACCUCAGAACAAUUUGGUUUUCGCCCUAAGUUAUCCACAAGCAUUGCUUUGACACAACUCACUGAGGAAAUCUUGCACAAUCUCGACAAUAAAUUGGUUACCGGUGCAGUUUUUAUCGACUUGCGAAAGGCGUUUGACACG